Molecule: messenger RNA, 1476 nt
Organism: Malurus melanocephalus (red-backed fairy wren)
Lineage: Eukaryota; Metazoa; Chordata; Aves; Passeriformes; Maluridae
Gene: CUNH4orf46
Product: chromosome unknown C4orf46 homolog
Exons: 2
Coding region: 62-379 (105 amino acids)
Source: RefSeq, a predicted model, not a curated record
GGGCGGCCCGGGGGCGGUGCUGGGCCGGAGGCGCGCCCGGCGCGGGAGAGCCGAGCGGGACAUGGCCGAGGCGGAGCCGCUGCCGCCCGCGGCGGUACCCGAGGGAUCGCCCGGCGCCGAGCCCCGGAGGGCCCGCGGCGGGAGCGAGGGGUCGGGGCAGCCGGAGCUGCCCGGCGGCSACACGCGGGAGCUGCUGGAGGAGGUGGAGAUGCAGAUCGGCGACGCCGCCUUCUCGCUGGCGAAGAUCCUGGAGGCGACGUCGGCCGUGUCGGCCCAGGUGGAGGAGCUGGCCACCAAGUGCUCGGAGAACGCCCGGUUCCUCAGGACGUGGCGGGACCUGCUGAGGGAGGGCUACGAGUCCCUGAAGCCCAGCGGCUGACGCUGGCCCUGCCCCGCUCGUGUCGGACGGCGGCGGGGCUCUUUUCCACCGCCUCAGUUAGGGACCUCACGUGGAGUUUUGUUUUCCUUCAGAGCUUUUUCACAAAUACUUGAGGGCUUUUGUAUGGAUGUUUUAUGUACGUCUACCGAAUAAGAAAACUUUGUUUAGGCUUUUAGUGGUUUUUUUUUCAAUUUUGACUUUUAGACUCUUCGUUGAAGCUCAAACUAUUUCAUGAUCCCCUUUUCUAUUUUCUUCUUUUUGUUAAUGUGGUAGAUACAAAGUUAGUAUGURUGCUACGUUCAGAACUCAUUACUGGUAGGAAAGUGGGUCCUAUGAUGAAGAAUUGUCAGCCCUCCUUUUUAAGAGCUGUCACUAGCAGAAACCCUGAYAACCCCAGAGAAACUUGAACUAACUUCAGUUUUUUGUUAUGCACACUUUUUCUUCAUGUUGAGUGUGGGAUAAUGUGGCAAGUUGGGGCUUAUUUAUGAGCUUUAGAAACAUCCUAUAUCCCAAUCCUUACUWUUUUUAGCAKUAUUGCAAUAUAYGUCUAUAAAGCUGCAGAUAUUUUGCAAGAUGUUUUAUUACUGCAAACUGUUUUACACUACCUUUUAUUGUAACGAAGUGCCUUAUGAUGGACCAUAUACCUCUGCAGGGUAGUUUAACAGCAUUGUUUACUGAUAGGUUGGUUUAUCUGAACUCUAAGUAAAAGCUUCCAAUAGUUAGGAAAGAAUCUGUGGCAUAUAUUCUCUUAUCUUUGGGGAAACACUUGAGAGCUUUUUCAGUAUUUGGUCCUAUUUUUUAUCUUUGCCUUAAGCUGUGACUGGUUUGUUAGUCCAGAGCUCACUGUUAACAGAACCCUUUGGUCUGAAAGAUGGCUGAUCUGUAAUAAAUAGCUGUGCUGACACUCCUGUACCUUUACCAGGCACUGUGAAAAAGAAUAAUGCUGAAAUGCAAUGGCAGGCUGCAGGAGARCAUGACUUUGCCAUGGUUUAUUAGAAGGCCUUAUUUUUUUCUUGUAGGACUUUCUUAGAAAGACCAGCUGUAGUUUACUUAUCAAAACAAUAAAGAUGUUGCAAAAAUUCUGAAGUGUUGGCUAU